GUAGCAGCGUCAGGGCGAAGGGAACAAGAGGAGGAGGGAACAGGAGGAGGAGGAGGAGGAAGGAGAAGAAGAAGAGGAGGAGGAGGAGGAUGGAUACAGUGAGCAAGGACGGUGUCACAGUUGACCACUGGGUCAGGUUCACGUUAUCUAACAGCCUAACGCUACUCACACAGAGGGAAUAAUAGCGGCGGAGUAGUAACUACACCACCAGAAGAGACUACUACUGUUGGCCGGACCACUAUCUUGUUGUUGUUGUUGCUCUCUGGGAGGAAGAAGGGCGAGGAUAUUAUGGCCACACUUUGCCCACAGAUCCGAGGACUCCAGGCAGAUGAGGAUGAAUCCAGACUCCUAAAAGUGAAAGUCAUAGCUGGAAUUGGACUGGCCAAAAAAGAUAUUCUUGGAGCCAGUGAUCCAUAUACAAGACUGUCCCUCUAUGACCCCGUCAGUGGAGAAAUCACAAGUCUUCAGACUAAAACAAUAAAAAAGACACUAGACCCAAAAUGGAAUGAAGAAUUCUUUUUCAGCGUUAAUCCUAGGAAGCAUCGUCUGCUGUUGGAGGUGUUUGAUGAGAACCGCCUGACACGUGAUGACUUUCUGGGACAGGUGGAUGUCCCCUUAAAUCAGAUACCGACAGAAAAUCCUAAUACAGAAAGGCCAUACACAUUCAAGGAUUUUCUGCUUCACCCACGAAGCCACAAGUCCAGAGUCAAAGGUCAUCUACGUCUCAAAAUGACCUACCUGCCAAAAACAUCUGGUUCAGAGGAGGAAACGGCAGAUCAGACUGAGGACAUGGAUCCUGGUUGGGAGCUUCUGGAGGCUCAAAACAUGUCAGGUCCCAGACGAAGCCAGGUGCUGCCUCCUCUUCCCCCUGGCUGGGAGGAGCGGCAGGACAACCUAGGAAGAAUCUACUUUGUCAAUCAUGAGAGCAGAACCACACAGUGGCAACGACCCACAGUGCAGGACAGUGAUUUGGAGAUGCAAAGAAGACAGAACAAUAAUGUAGAGGUGGAGCAUGCCUUCAUUACACGCAGACAAAUCUCAGACCACGAUGAAAACACCACACGAGAGUCUCCCGAGAGCUGGGAGAUCAUUACAGAGGACGAGUCCACCUUGUACCACAGCAGUAACCAGCUCACAUCACCUCCACCCCACACGCCUGCGGAGUUGUACGCGUUCUGCGGCGAGCUGAGAAGCAUGCAAGUUUCAGGGGCCACAGCUGGCGAGCAGCGCACCUCCCAGACGGAUCAUGCUAGUAAUUCAAGCCGUUCCAGUCUCAGAGGAAGCGCCCAAACUUCAGCUGGAGAGGAACAUCCUGUCAAUCCUGUGCUGCUUCCAACCUCAGCUGGGCUGCCUCCAGGCUGGGAGGAGAAGCGGGACAGUAAAGGAAGACGCUACUAUGUCAACCACAACAUACGAGCCACAACAUGGACGCGACCCCUCAUUCAGAAAACCUCAGAGGUAACAGCACCACAGGGUGGUGGUGCAGGUUCAUCCCAAAGCCCAGCACCAUCCCAACUGACUGUGUCCCCCGAGGUGUCUCCUGAGCACACCCCAAGCCCCGAGGCCACAUAUGAAUCUGGCUUCUUGCCAGCUGGUUGGGAGGUUCGCAGCGCUCCCAGUGGAAGACCCUUUUUCAUCGACCACAACACAAAGACGACUACAUGGGAAGAUCCCAGGCUAAAGAUUCCUGUGCACGUGAGGAGGAGAACCUCGCUUGACCCUGCUGAUCUCGGCCCUCUACCGCCUGGUUGGGAGGAGAGAGUCCACACUGACGGGAGGGUAUUCUACAUAGAUCACAACACCAAGACCACACAAUGGGAUGAUCCCAGAUUACAGAACCCAGCUAUAACUGGACCAGCUGUGCCUUAUUCCAGAGAUUAUAAACAGAAGUAUGACUACUUCCGGAAGAAGCUGAAGAAACCAGCUGAUAUCCCAAACCGCUUUGAGAUGAAGCUGAGGCGAAACGCCGUGCUGGAGGACUCGUAUCGACGCAUCCUCUCAGUUAAGAGGGCAGACCUGCUGAAGGCACGACUGUGGUUGGAGUUUGAGGGUGAGAAAGGACUGGACUACGGCGGUGUGGCCAGGGAGUGGUUCUUCCUCAUGUCCAAGGAGAUGUUCAACCCAUACUACGGACUGUUCGAGUAUUCUGCCACGGACAACUACACACUGCAGAUCAACCCUAACUCAGGUUUAUGUAACGAGGACCACCUGUCCUACUUCAAGUUCAUCGGCCGCGUGGCAGGCAUGGCUGUUUAUCAUGGAAAACUGCUCGAUGCUUUCUUCAUUCGGCCUUUCUACAAGAUGAUGCUGCAGAAGCCAAUCACCCUCCAGGACAUGGAGUCUGUUGACAGUGAAUAUUUCAACUCUUUGAUGUGGAUUUUGGAGAAUGACCCAACAGACUUGGAUUUGAGGUUCACCAUUGACGAAGAGCUUUUUGGACAGACUCACCAGCAUGAACUGAAGCCGGGGGGCACUGACAUUGUCGUCACUAAUGAAAACAAGAAGGAAUACAUCCAUCUGGUGAUGCAGUGGAGGUUUGUGAACAGGAUACAGAAGCAGAUGACUGCUUUCAAGGAGGGAUUCUUUGAGUUGAUACCACAAGAUGUGAUCAAGAUCUUUGAUGAGAAUGAGCUCGAGCUGCUCAUGUGUGGUCUUGGAGAUGUGGAUGUGAAUGACUGGAGAGAGAACACCAAGUACAAGAACAGCUACUGCUCCAACCAUGUGGUUAUCCAGUGGUUUUGGAAAACAGUGCUGCUGAUGGAUGCGGAAAAGCGAAUCCGGCUCUUACAGUUUGUGACAGGAACAUCCAGAGUCCCAAUGAAUGGCUUUGCUGAACUCUAUGGGUCUAACGGACCACAGCUGUUCACCAUUGAGCAGUGGGGAACACGUGAUAAACUCCCCCGAGCCCACACAUGCUUCAACCGGCUGGACCUUCCUCCUUAUGAGUCCUUUGAGGAACUGAGAGAGAAACUUCACAUUGCUAUUGAGAAUGCACAAGGCUUCGACGGGGUGGAUUAACCGAGUGCAGGAAAUGAGCUGAACUGAUAUUUGCUGCCAUCAGAAUAAAGCGAAGCAGCAUGCUCUGGUGACGUUGAUAAGAGAAACAAGCUGUGUGUCAGACUCGGGUCUUAACUUUGCCAGCUGUGUGACAGAUGAAGGACACUCACACAAACCUCCCUUUGGUCCUCUGUUGGCACGUGUGGAGAAAGGACUUUAAAUCUAGACAGAAGGAUGUAUUUAAUCACUCCACGUGUUGUAAUGUUUACAAAUCAGGUUUUCUUAUCAUUUGAUUCUUUCUUGUGAGUCGCUCAAAAGUGUAUUCACUUUUAUUUGUUCUGCUAAAAUGCUCAAAUAUUUAAAGAAUAUGAUUCUGUGAAAUGACCAUAUUGCAGAAAUUAAUGUGUAUGUAAAGCUUAAAAACAUCUGACUUUAAAAAAAACAUUAGUUUCAUUCGGGCUGAAUUGCCUCAGAAACACAUAAUGCUCAGCUUCUCACAUCAGGUACUUGUGAGACUUGAUGUAGUUAUGUUGCUUCUCUUGGAAAACCAUUAACUAGUCCCUUUCGCUACAUGACUACAUGUUAGGGGUGUGAAGUUGGACCAUGGGUUAGAAUAGUCAAGCACACUGUGGUGAAGCCACCAAGUUCAGCUUGAUAUAAAGAUAGUAUUAGCACUCGACGCCUUAAUAAGACUUACAGCCCAAGUCUCCUUUCCAGAACUACUCAACUCCAUAAUUAAACUGAAGUGAACAGUCCAAAAUCCCUUUAAACACAACGUUGGCUCAGCUGUAAGAAAAUGCCACCCGAGGUUUGAAAUUAAAAGAUGGAGGUCACAACAAGUUUAUUCCAGAUGUAUAUGAUGUUUGAGACAACAAAGCAUGAAUAUAAAUUGGUAAUUCAACCUAAAUAAAACAGAUGUGAAGAUGUUUUUGCUCCCAUUUUUCCUAUCAUUUAAAUUCUUUACAUGAUUACACAUUUUUUCAUUCCAGUGUAUUAGAAACAUUGAUGCAGGAAAUCCAAAAUACAUGCACCUCAAAAGCAUUUGUAGCAGAAAAUGUGCAGGGUAUAUACACGUUUGAGCGACUACACUUAAACAAAGUGUAUCAAUUAAGCAUUAUAGUAGUGAUGUACUAAUACCAGGACCAGUAAAAGGCUGAACUAAUUUUACUGUAGUUUGUAUCUGUGUAGUCCACAGAUUGAAAGAAGUGAAAGACUACGUGCAGUGUUAAAUUGUACUGAAAUACUAUGCAUAAUUGUACAUACUGAUAUAACAUAACUGAAUAUCACUUGAUUUUUGAGUUUCUCAGAUAUAACAUAAAUAUAGUGUACAUACAAAUAUAACUUUGCCUUCUACAAACUGAUAAAGAAACUGUUGUUAAAACUGUUAAAGUAAAAAAAAAAAAAAAAA
Xiphias gladius (swordfish) is the source of this 4405-nucleotide messenger RNA. It is a transcript of the gene nedd4a, whose product is annotated as NEDD4 E3 ubiquitin protein ligase a. Lineage: Eukaryota; Metazoa; Chordata; Actinopteri; Istiophoriformes; Xiphiidae. The record is from RefSeq and is a predicted model, not a curated record. The transcript has 29 exons. Gene Ontology annotation, biological process: receptor catabolic process; ubiquitin-dependent protein catabolic process; neuromuscular junction development. The coding region runs from base 289 to 3018 and encodes 909 amino acids. Gene Ontology annotation, molecular function: protein binding; sodium channel inhibitor activity; ubiquitin protein ligase activity.